GGUCCCCGACCGCCUCUUGUCCUCUUUUCCCCUCCAUGCAUCCCACCCUGCUCUGGAUUUACUAGGAGGCUUCUGAAAAGCUCACUUUCCAUCACGUUCCAGACAACUAGGUGCCCUGUCCCCCUGGAGAAGGCAGCAGCUUACUCUGAUUGAGCUCAAGGCUGGCCUGAGAGGAAGAUGGUUCAAGAAUGAUGGAGAUGAUAUUUCAGGGGGUGGUGGGCAAGCCAUGGCCAUCCUCCCACCUCACGUGGGCAGGCCCGACAUGGGCCCAGGGCCCAGGCGGGGGGCAGGCAAGCUUCCAGGAAUGUGGAAGCUACUGCUUCCUCUGACACUCCAGGGAGCAGCGUCAGAGAGGAGAAGGGCCUCAGUUCCAGACCUCUCCUGGUCUGCUCCUCCCCACCUCCCCCCUCGGAGGGGAGGCAGCAGGUCAGCGAUGGCAGAGAAAAGACCCAGAUGCCCUCGGGAGUGACGAGAACACCUGAAGCAGCAGGAUUCCGACUCUGCCCAGCUCCCCUUCAAAGAUGGGCUGGCGGGUGGCCAAAUGCUGGUCCCUGAAACUCGCAGCAGAGAGGUGUGGGCAUGGACGAGAGCUGGCGAAGUAGAGGAAAUGGACCAGGGGCCAGCAGCAAACCACAGCGAAGGGAGGGGGGCAGGCCAGCUUACAGCGACCUCAGUGGGCAGCAGGGCAUCCCAAUGCCCAGUGAACAAACAGUAACACACAAAUAUGCACGUGUGCACGCUGGCUCAAGCAGACAUGCCCCUUGGCUCACAACUCACGUGUACCUUCCAUGUGUGUAUAUAUAUGCACACACACACACACACACACACACACACACACGCAUACCCACUGAUGUGUGCACUCCAAAAGCCACGUACACAGAACAGCAUAACGGAAAGCUCAGGUAGCCUGGCAUGUAGAGCCAGCUCUGAGGCAAACCAGCUGUGUGAACCUGGGCCAACCUCCCGUCUCAUCUGGCCUCUUCCCUCGCGUACAGAGAAGGGAAAGUUGAAUGAGCCGGUCUGGAGUCCCAGUGUUAACAUUGGUGAUUUGUGCACAUACCGUUGCAUGCAGGGGCCCUCGUGCGCACGUAAGCGUACUCACUCAUCCGUGCCUGGACAACACUGCUCUGGGGCCCAGGGCUGCCUAGGAGCCGUGUUUCAUUCUCUCCCUGGCUCUCAGGCAUCCAGCAGAGCUGGCUUGUUGAGCCCCACUCUCCUGGGGUCUUCUCCAUACCCUGUCUGGACCCCACUCUGUGGACCCUGCUCCCUCUGCCCUUCCUGGAGCCUUCACUGCCCAGCUGAAGAUGGCUGGUGUCCCUACCUGGCCCCCAGGUGCCCCCUGCCUGCACAAAUCGAAGUGAUCCCUUGCAAAAUCUGCGGGGACAAGUCGUCCGGGAUCCACUACGGGGUCAUCACCUGCGAGGGGUGCAAGGGCUUCUUCCGCCGGAGCCAGAAUUGUAACGUGGCCUACUCCUGCACCCGUCAGCAGAACUGUCCCAUCGACCGCACGAGCCGCAACCGAUGCCAGCACUGCCGCCUGCAGAAAUGCCUGGCACUGGGAAUGUCGCGAGACGCUGUCAAGUUUGGCCGCAUGUCCAAGAAGCAGAGGGACAGCCUGCACGCUGAGGUGCAAAAACAACUACAGCAGCAGCGGGAGCAGCGGGAGCAGCGGGAGCAAGUGGCCAGGACCCCUCCCACAGGGGGCCAAGGGGCAGACCCCCGCCCCUGCACCCUGGGGCUCCCAGAUGGGCAGCUGCCCCUGGGCUCCUCACCUGACCUGCCCGAGGCCUCCGCCUGUCCCCCUGGUCUCCUGAGAGCCCCGGGCUCCGGGCCCUCUUACUCCCACAGCUUGGCCAAAUCCGGGCUCAACGGGGCCUCAUACCACCUCGAAUACAGCCCGGAGCGGGGCAAGGCUGAGGGCAGAGAGGGCUGCUACAGCACGGGCAGCCAGCUGACCCCUGACACAUGUGGACUUCAUUUUGAGCACCCCAGACAACCUGGGCUGGGGGAACCAGGGCAGGGCCCGGACAGCUACUGCAGCCCCAGUUUCCGCAGCACCCCAGAGGCACCCUAUGCCUCCCUGACGGAGAUUGAGCACCUGCUGCAGAACGUGUGCAAAUCCUACCGAGAGACGUGUCAGCUGCGGCUGGAGGACCUGCUGCGGCUUCGCUCCAACCUCUUCUCCCGGGAGGAGGUGGCCAGCUACCAGAGGAAGUCCGUGUGGGAGAUGUGGGAACGCUGUGCCCACCGCCUCACCGAGGCCAUCCAGUACGUGGUGGAGUUCGCCAAGAGGCUCUCGGGCUUCAUGGAGCUCUGCCAGAACGACCAGAUCGUGCUCCUCAAAGCAGGAGCCAUGGAAGUGGUGCUGGUGAGGAUGUGCCGGGCCUACAACGCCGACAACCACACAGUCUUUUUUGAGGGCAAAUACGGUGGCGUGGAGCUGUUCCGAGCCUUGGGCUGCAGCGAGCUCAUCAGCUCCAUCUUUGACUUCUCCCGCUCUCUGAGUGCCUUGCGCUUCUCCGAGGACGAGAUUGCCCUCUACACAGCCCUAGUCCUCAUCAAUGCCAGCCGGCCGGGGCUCCAGGAGAAAAGGAAAGUAGAACAGCUGCAGUGCAAUCUGGAGCUGGCCUUUCAUCACCAUCUCUGCAAGACUCACCGCCAAGGCCUCCUGGCAAAGCUGCCGCCCAAGGGGAAGCUUCGGAGCCUGUGCAGCCAGCACGUGGAAAAGCUUCAGUCGUUCCAGCAUCUCCACCCCAUCGUGGUCCAAGCUGCUUUCCCCCCACUCUACAAGGAGCUCUUCAGCACUGAAAUCGAGUCACCUGACGGACUGUCCGAGUGACCUGAAAGAGGGACUCCUUUCCCUUCCCCUCCCCAGCCUGCUGGCCCACCUCCCUGGGCCCCCUCCCACCCUCAGCCUUUUCCUUUCUCAUGCCCCCUGGAGCGUGGUCCCUGCCUAUUCUUUUGCGAGUGACCACGUGUGGAGACUGGUUUUCUGCCCAGGGCCUGCCUGGCAGUGGGCCGAGAGC
This is a messenger RNA of Rhinolophus ferrumequinum (greater horseshoe bat), 3026 nucleotides long. It is a transcript of the gene RORC, whose product is annotated as RAR related orphan receptor C. Gene Ontology annotation, molecular function: zinc ion binding; nuclear receptor activity; RNA polymerase II cis-regulatory region sequence-specific DNA binding. Bases 725 to 2839 code for a protein of 704 amino acids. The transcript has 10 exons. The record is from RefSeq and is a predicted model, not a curated record. Gene Ontology annotation, cellular component: nucleus. Gene Ontology annotation, biological process: regulation of transcription by RNA polymerase II. Lineage: Eukaryota; Metazoa; Chordata; Mammalia; Chiroptera; Rhinolophidae.